AUGACGAUCGACACCCACCAGCUCGUUCGAGGACCAACACGAGGCGACAAGCAAGGCACCCAAGAGGAUCGACCCUUGGGAACCGAGGAAGAAGUUAGCCAGUCGCACUCGAGGCACCGAAGAUGCCGGCACGGGACUCCAACCCUGAGAGCAGAGGAUGUCGAGAAGCUAGUAAAUGACCAACUCCGAGGUCUCCGACUUAAAGGAAGCACGGAGGAGGCCAUGUGCAAGGAAAUUGAUCGAGUUGACUGCUCCCCCUUUACCGACGAGGUGGAACGAGCUCCGCAUUUGAAACGGUUUACAACGCCAUCCAUCACUCCAUUCAAGGGGGGCUCUAACCCUGAGAGCCAUUUGAGGCACUUCAAGAGCGCCAUGAUCCUGUAUAAGGCAAACGAUGCCCUGAUGUGCAAAGUGUUCGCAAUGACUCUGCGAGGUGCAGCUCAGGAUUGGUUCCACACUCUACCAUCCGCGUCGAUAGGCAACUUCAAGGAGUUCGCCAUCAUUUUCACAAAGGAGUAUACCUCCUACAAGACGGUCAGAAAGCAUGCGGACCACCUGUUCAACCUGCGCAAGAAGCCAGACGAGUCUCUACGAGACUACCUGAGACGGUUUAAGGCUGAGAAGGCUAACAUCAUAGGAUGCAAUGACCAAGUUGAAUCCUCAGCUUUCAAGAAGGGCUUGCCAACUGAGCACAAGCUAUACCGGAAGCUGGCCAUAACUCCAAGUCAAACCUUAGCGGAAGUGUUCGCGACGGCAGAGCACUACGCACUUUGA
Molecule: messenger RNA, 774 nt
Organism: Prunus armeniaca (apricot)
Lineage: Eukaryota; Viridiplantae; Streptophyta; Magnoliopsida; Rosales; Rosaceae
Source: the annotation of a GenBank genome assembly